Molecule: messenger RNA, 2127 nt
Organism: Aegilops tauschii subsp. strangulata
Lineage: Eukaryota; Viridiplantae; Streptophyta; Magnoliopsida; Poales; Poaceae
Product: peroxidase 2-like
Biological process (GO): hydrogen peroxide catabolic process; response to oxidative stress
Molecular function (GO): peroxidase activity; heme binding
Source: RefSeq, a predicted model, not a curated record
CCUCUAAGUAGAAGCCCUAACGGAUUUGAGAGUUGAGACACGAAGCGCGCACCAACGACAAAGGGUAAAAAAGAAACGUUCUUAACUCUCUUUUUUUUUGACAUGGAAACGUCCUUAUAUAAGUUAGUUAUAAGAAACGUUCUUAACUAACACGGCCUCUCAACAGCCAGGAAAACAUGCGUCCCCGUCUGCCACCGGCGACCACAUCAAUCAGCUGCUUGGUCUAGCUACUAUAUUAGUAGUACAAAAUAGCUUAUACAUGACCGAUUCAUACAUCAGUCAAGUCAACCCCAUGUAACCACCAGGGUUAGUGAGAGCUGUCAUCUUCUAAAAACUCAAGGUCUCAAGGUUAGCAAACUAAUGCUCGCUAUUUGUGUAUUAUAUCGUUCAUUACCGACGCCCUCUGAUUAAUUCCACUGCGAACUGAACGUCGACGAUUGGUGGCAACUACCGGCCGGUGUACGUAGCUAGUAAUGUUCCCAUGAAGCACAAGGCUAAUCGACAACAUAUGCUUCGAAUGCCCACCUAUAUACAGCAGCUAGCAGGCAUUCCCGACCCACCGAGCGAUCACCCCCCACUUCUCAUCUUCCAAUCUUAGUGAGGCAGUCGAGCUAGCUUCAAACAAUGGCGGCUGGUGCUCAGAAGCUGCAAGUUCUGGUGGUUUCUGCCUUGCUGCUGCUCCUAGCUGUGGGGUGCCAGGCCAGCCCUCUGCAGAUCGGGUUCUACCACGACAGGUGCCCCCAGGCGGAGGCCGUCGUCAAGGGCGUCAUGAUGGACGCCAUCUCCCAGAACCCUGGCAAUGGCGCCGCCAUGAUCCGCAUGCUCUUCCACGACUGCUUCGUCGAGGGUUGUGACGCUUCGGUCCUCCUAGACCCGACCCAGUUCAGCCCGACGCCGGAGAAGCUCAGCGCGCCCAACAAUCCCUCCCUGCGCGGCUUCGAGCUGAUCGACGCCAUCAAGGACGCCCUCGAGGCGGCCUGCCCGGGCAUCGUCUCCUGCGCCGACAUCAUCGCUUUCUCAGCCCGUGACGCGUCUUGCAUCCUCAGCGGGGGCAAGGUGGACUUUGAGGUGCCGUCCGGCCGCCGCGACGGCACCUUCUCCAACGCCUCCGAGCCGGUCAAGUUCCUCGUCCCACCCACGUCCAACCUCAGCGACCUCGUCGACAGCUUCGUUGUCAAGGGCCUCGAUGUGGAGGACCUGGUCAUCCUCUCCGGCGCGCACACCAUCGGGCGCUCCCACUGCUCCGCCUUCGUGCCCGACCGCCUCAACGUCACCUCCGACAUCGACGGCAGCCUCGCCGCGUUCCUGCGUGGCCAGUGCCCCGCGGACGCCGCCCCGGGUGGCAACGACCCGACGGUGAUGCAGGACGUGGUGACCCCGAACGACCUGGACAGGCAGUACUACAACAACGUGCUGUCUCGCACGGUGCUCUUCACCUCCGACGCGGCGCUCCUGACGUCGGAGGAGACGGCGAGGAUGGUGAUGGACAACGCCAACAUCCCCGGGUAGUGGGAGGACAGGUUCGAGAAGGCCAUGGUGAAGAUGGCCGGCAUCGAGGUCAAGACCGGCGACCAGGGACAGAUCAGGAAGAACUGCCGCGCAAUCAACUAAGUACGACGUGCAUGCAUGGUGAAGGAUCACUCCAUCUCCAGUUUGGUUGUUUUAGCAUCCAUCAUUGUUGUCUUUUUUUUUUUGUUAUUCCUUGGUUCAAUUCUCGUCAACUGAAUUGUUCGUCUACAUAUGUAAAUGCGCUGCAAGCCAAUGUUCUUUCAUUUGGGAAAAUAAAGUUACACUUUUGCUGUAACAUGUUUUGAACAAAGAUUUUGCAUCUUCGACCAUGACAUCUCAACGCCCACUACUAGAAAAUUGGUCGUUGCCGAGAGUCAAAUCACGAAAGCUCGACAAAAAAAUACGUAAGCGAGUAUGUUUCUCGGCAACAUGCCCGACUCGGCAGAUGCAUGCCGUUGUCGAGACUUGAGAGCCAGGUAAAGGGAACUUGGCAAACAAAAUACACUCGGCUUGUACAGACUACGCCGAGUUUUUUUUAUACAGACUAUGCCGAGUUUAUACCACGUGGCGACAAGGGUAGUUGGUGUGUACUCCGUUGCGGCAGACUGAGUUUUUCGA